This is a messenger RNA of Carassius auratus (goldfish), 20063 nucleotides long. RefSeq lists its product as uncharacterized. The coding region runs from base 169 to 19359 and encodes 6396 amino acids. Gene Ontology annotation, molecular function: ATP binding; ABC-type transporter activity; lipid carrier activity. Gene Ontology annotation, biological process: transmembrane transport; lipid transport. Lineage: Eukaryota; Metazoa; Chordata; Actinopteri; Cypriniformes; Cyprinidae. Gene Ontology annotation, cellular component: membrane; intracellular membrane-bounded organelle. The record is from RefSeq and is a predicted model, not a curated record. The transcript is spliced from 78 exons.
UACUUUAAUUUUUUAUUUUUUAUUAAUUGUUCGUAAAUUCGUGACGUAUCACAUGGAAAGUGUACUUUGCUAAGAAUAAGCUGGCAAAAUGUCUUCAUUAUAUCAAACGCAUCGGACUUGAUAAAGAUAUAUUAAAUCCAAUUCAGGCUUAACAAGCCUUCUCCUCUGAUGGCAUCCUUCUUACAACAGCUAAGACUUCUUCUCUGGAAAAAUGGUCUGAGUGUCAUCCGGCAGCCAGCCUGGUCGCUGGCUCUCCUUGUCUGGCCACUUGUGAUCUUUAUUAUCUUGGCGAUCACCCGUUCACAGUUUCCUCCAAAACUCACAGACACAUGCUAUGUGGCACCUAGAAAUCUUCCGAGUGCCGGGUUCUUCCCUUUCCUGCAGACACUCAUGUGUAACACCGACAGUACAUGCACCAACAAAUCCUACCUAACAGAAGGACAGUCCAAAUCGCACUGGUACACGCGUCAUCGCCAACGGAGGGAUGCUGAAUCUCACAGUUUACCAACCCUGCUUCAUGGAUUCCCUCCACUGGCCCAUCUACAGAAGGGAGGACUGGUUCACUCAAUCCUGAAAAGGGAUGCAUCAAAUCAAGAGCUCCUAGAGCUAUGGGACAGGAUGCUCAAUUCCAGCUUUCAAAACAUGCCCAAUGUGACUUCAGUCAUGCACACUUUUAACAACACUGCACUUGUUGAUCAGACAAUGGAGUCAGUUUGGGAAUCUGUGAAUGUCUUGAAAAAAUCAAUUUGCAGCUUCUCCAUGACUGCCAUCAACACAUCAGCCAGUUCACAGAAUCUCUUUACAAAGGGCUCAAUAAACUUCUGCAGCUCCAAUGACACUGUUCUGGAAGCAUCCUUACUCACCCUGAACCAGGUGCUGACAGAAAUGCUGCUCAGUAACCCGACAGAAGUAUUGGGAUCGAUUGGAGGCACUGUGGUGGUCCUAGACAUGCUUCAACAGGAGACGUCAGUGUGGGACUUCCUGCUUGGCCUGCCUGAUCUCUUCUUGAAGCCCAAAGAUCAAGAGAUAUUAAAUGUUGGAGCAGGGGAAUUGGAAAAUCUUAACAAUACCUUGACCUUUCUUCAGAGGACUUUUCCUCAGGCCAACAUCUCUACUGAUGUCACAAACCCAGUCAUCACUAAAGUCAUUGGCUUUCUCAACUACAUGAGUGGUUGGAAAGGGAGAGAUGUGUAUUUCAAAUUGAGUGAUGUCAUGACCCCAAGCAGCAUUGUUCUGUACAGCUCAGAAGUGAAGGACCUUAUCAACCAAAUAAAGAUUCCUCUCGAUCAGAUUCAAGUGCUGUUCAGCGAGGCAAACUUUCGUACCUUUUUAUGCAACCAAAACAUCAACGCCUCCUAUUGUUGGAGUUGGGAAGCGAGCCAGAUAUUUGAAGGGGUAAAUACGUGGAAAGUUGCUGAACAGGUACUGUUGGCUUGGAGUCAGACCUCUGCAUCAGCUGACCUGGCCUUCACUAAAGAGGUGUUCGGCAGCUUCCUGGGCCUAGUGUCUCCAUCGAGCCUGGAUGCUGUUCUCAAACAUAGCAGGUCCCAGCGCAGCAGUGAUGCUCAGCCACAGAGCCUGGCGGAACAAUUGAUCUUUGGAUUAAGCAAUUCAGCAUUUGAUUUUCUACAAGGCAUGCCUGGCUGGGAAUACAUUCAGACUUUUAUGAUGGCUGGCCAUUCAUCAAUGCAGGUGGCAAGAGUUGCAAUUGAAGUCCAGCUACCAUUCAUUGAUGUGGUCCUGAAGGAUGCCAAGUAUGUCCAGGAGGCAUUCCUUUCUCUAAUGCAGAAUGAGACCUUUGCUAAUGCCUGGGCUGACCAUGCCAUGGACUCUACUGUGCAAACCGUGGCCAAGGUUCUAGAGGGUCACACUAGCUGCAAAGACCUUUUUGCUCCCUGGGCUUGGAUGUCAACCUACAGCUCUAUAAACUUUCAGUUGUGGGGCACUCUAGUUUGCGCUGGGAAUGACACACGUCUUGAGGAAAUGCUGUUAACAUCACUUUUGCCAGUAAACGAGAAAGUUCAACAGUUGGUUGGUGUAGUGAAUGGAACUGUAAUGUACAAUGUCACACCCUCAAUACUAAUGGCAGAGUGGCACAGUCUAUACACAAUCUCCCUUCAGUAUGUCACUGCCCUCCAGAAAUUGCAAACUGAGCUUAAUGAGGACUAUUUUGCAGCUUGGAUCCCAGGGAACAUUUCAAUUGGAUUAUCCCAGGUUCUGUUGACCAGCGUUACUGGCAUAUUUGAGAACAUGGGUUCUCCACUAGAGAACAGCUCUCUGUGGCCCUCCAUAGAACCAUAUUUCCAUAUGGCUUAUUGGAUUUUGACCUACCAACCUAAUGCCACUGCAUCACCAAACUGCACUCUUACCCCCACUGCCUUCACCUGUCAGACAGGCUUUACCUGGGAAACAGCUGUUCCUUUGAUUCAUUCUAUGAUCUCUAAAGUGUCAAGAGAACCUGCCAGCCUGUUAAGACCUCUCCAGGGGACAGUGGCUCUCCUCCAAAACAGUUACUUUGCACUUUUGCAGCAAGUCAUUGCCAAUGGCCUUCCUGGUCAGCUACUUGGUAGUGAAAUUUCACUAAAAGACUUGUUGCUGGACCUCAUUAAUACAGUCGAUAAAGAAAUUCAGCUCCUCUCAAACAUUGAUUUCACACAACAGUUUGACACUCAGCUCUUAAACGACAUUAUGGCAGCUCUUGGACUGGGACAGAUAGAGAACCUGUUGUCAGGAGGUUCCCAGACCACCAGCAUGCACCCAGUCAUUAUGGGCAUCCUUCAGGUCUUGAACAAUGGGUCCAUCCAGAUUCUAAACAAAGAGGAGGGUUUUGCAGUUCUUCGAGCAAUUUUGAGCCAACUUGGAGCCAUCUUACCUCCAGAGCAGCAGUAUCAGUUAGAAGCAGGGCUAAAUAAGACUCAUGAUCUCAUUCGAGAUCUAGAGAUCUGUUCAGCUCUUGGCCAGGACUGUGUAGCUGAUAUCCAGAAUGUCUUUGAUAAUCUUGGUGCAAUGCUUACAUUUGGAAAUAAUAUCACCAUGCCAACAACACAUCUUUGGGGUAACAUGACUCUCCCUGUUGCGCUUGAUGUUCUCGCUCUGCUCCUGCCUUGGACCAUGUCCCUGCCAGCAGAAGCCUCAAUGGAAAUUUCCAGGAAGAUUCAAUAUCUUCUUGAGCAUGCUUAUGCAUCUCCUAUUUUCAACAUCAGUCAAAGUCUACAAGCCUCCAAUCUCACCAUUUCUGAAUUAGAACAAGUCAAUUCUGUCUUUCAUUCUAAUUGGUCAGUAUCCAUUCUGGAAACUCUGAAUAUGGCCAUUCAAAUCCCACAGUGUGUGAACACUCAAACCACACAGUCUCCCCAGAAGCCUCCUGUUACUGGACAGGCCGAAUGUGUCCUUCAGCUCAUCCAGACUGCUUCUGGUUUACUUGGAGUAAUACCUGUGGCAAAUAAUGCUCAAAUGACUCUUAAAAACUGGCUUAAUAUCACUGCGGUAGAAUAUCAGAAACUAAAUAACAUGUCCACCUCUGGAUCUGGCCCACUUGCAUUGACAGAAGAGGUGCUGAUAACAACACUGUCAGCCAUCAGACAAAAUCUGCAGGGUCUUGAUGUGGAGAACAUCACUGAUAUUACAAAUGAGCUCAACAUCCUGGAAGACCUCUUGAAAAAUGUGUUCAGAGAACAAUACACAUACCACACCAUUAAUUCGACAUUGAUGGAGCAGGGGCAGUAUGCACAGAAGGUGUAUGGAGAAAUCACACUGUGGUAUUUAAACAAGCUUGGAAAUUACACCAGUGGCAGUAUGUUUGCAGAGAUUCUCCAUCAACUGAAACAGAUGACUGAAAUGCAGGUGGCACUUAUCAAUGCAAAAGCAGAUAUGGUGACGCUAACAAUGAAUAAGAUCCAGAACUUGAACCAUGUGAGGCUUCCUCUGGAAGGUGAAGAUCUUGUACAGGUUGGCAGUACAAUCAUGACCUUGCUGCAGGGUGAGAUGGCAUUGAUUAAAGGAAAUCUUGAGAUCCAGCAGACAUACUACAAUUCUCUAGGCUCCCAAAUGAACAUUAGUAUUCCUGCUGAAAUUGAAGGUCAGAUCAUGACCUACCUCAGCUUGACAAGGGAGUGGAUCACAAACCCACAAGUGAUGACGGCACUUGCUAGAAUUUUCCAGUGGGAAAUUAGCUCUCUAUCUGAUAUCACAACAGCAGGAAAGGAUCUUGAGCUGCUCCUCCAAGCCAUGGCUCCUCUACUCUCCCCUGAGGACAGAGCUUUCAUUGCUGUUGCUGAACAGGUUUCUCAGGCAGUAAACUACACUCUACAGUUGGCUAGCACUGAUGGUGGUCUCCAAAGUGAAAACUUUACAGAAGCUGUCAUUAGCACAGUCAGAGUGGUUCUGGAGAGUAUUUCUAAUGAAACCGGAGCUCUACCUCAGGAUGUGGUUAACAAUAUUCUUGGUGCUUUUAAAAGUUCCCUUCAGCUGAUCCUAAACUCCAAUAUGAGCUAUGCCCAAGCUAUCACCCUCACACAGGAGACUAUUCAGAUGGUAGAUGCAGUGAUUCAUACUCUUUUACCAGCCGAGGCAGUUGUGGUGCUGGUUCCCAUUAAAAACAGCAUUUUAUCCUAUCUGAAUAACAUCUCCCAGCCUGCUGGAUUUGAUCAGUGGAAUGAACUCAUUAUGAAUGUGUUAACAGAGCUUCAGAAUUCCCUUCCAUCUAACAACACGGCUCAGCCCAUCAUAUCAAUGAUAAUCAAGGUCACAGAAAACAUUCUGAGCUCAAAUGAAGGCAACUUGACGAAGGACUGGAUCAUUAACCAACAUCUGACAAUUGCACUUGACAAAAUCUUCCAGGGGAAUGUUAGCUCUGUAGAUCUUGCAGGAGCUGGGGUGAAUCUUGAACAACUUUUGCAAGCCAUGGCUCCUCUACUCUCACCUGAGGACAGAGCCUUCCUGGAUGUCGCUGAGCAGGUGUCUCAGGCACUAACCUAUGCCUUACAAGUGGCUAGCACUGAUGGUGGUCUCCAAAGUGAAAACUUUACAGAAGCUGUCAUUAGCACAGUCAGAGUGGUUCUGGAGAGUAUUUCUAAUAAAACCAGAGCUCUACCUCAGGAUGUGGUUAACAAUAUUCUUGGUGCUUUCAGCGGUUCCCUUCAGCUGAUCCUAAACUCCAAUAUGAGCUAUGCCCAAGCUAGCACCCUCACACAGGGGACUAUCCAGAUGGUAGAUGCAGUGAUUCAUACUCUUUUAACAGCAGAUGUAGCUGAGGUGCUGGUUCCCAUUAAAAACAGCAUUUUAUCCUAUCUGAAUAACAUCUCCCAGCCUGCUGGAUUUGAUCAAUGGAAUGAACUCAUUAUGAAUGUGUUAACAGAGCUUCAGAAUUCGCUGCCAUCAAACAACACGGCUCAGCCCAUCAUAUCAAUGAUAAUCAAGGUCACAGAAAACCUUCUGAGCUCAAAUGAAGGCAACUUGACCAGGAACUGGAUCACUAACCAACAUCUGACAAUUGCACUUGACAAAAUCUUCCAGGGGAAUGUUAGCUCUGUUGAUCUUGCAGGAGCUGGGGUGAAUCUUGACCAACUUUUGCAAGCCAUGGCUCCUCUACUCUCCCCUGAGGACAGAGCCUUCCUGGAUGUUGCUGAGCAGGUGUCUCAGGCACUAACUUAUGCAUCACAUGUGGCUAGUACUGAUGGUGGUCUCCAAAGUGAAAACUUUACAGAAGCUGUCAUUAGCACAGUCAGAGUGGUUCUGGAGAGUAUUUCUAAUGAAACCGGAGCUCUACCUCAGGAUGUGGUUAACAAUAUUCUUGGUGCUUUCAAUGGUUCCCUUCAGCUGAUCCUAAACUCCAAUAUGAGCUAUGCCCAAGCUAUCACCCUCACACAGGAGACUGUCCAGAUGGUAGAUUCAAUGAUUCAUUUUCUUUUACCAGCGGAGGUAGCUGAGGUGCUGUUUCCCAUUAAAUACAAUAUGUUAUCCUAUCUGAAUAACAUCUCCCAGCCUGCUGGAUUUGAUCAAUGGAAUGAACUCAUUAUGAAUGUGUUAACGGAGCUUCAGAAUUCUCUUCCAUCUAACAACACGGCUCAGCCCAUCAUAUCAACGAUAAUCAAGGUCACAGAAAACCUUCUGAGCUCAAAUGAAGGCAACUUGACAAAGGACUGGAUCAUUAACCAACAUCUGACAAUUGCACUUGACAAAAUCUUCCAGGGGAAUGUUAGCUCUGUAGAUCUUGCAGGAGCUGGGGUGAAUCUUGAACAACUUUUGCAAGCCAUGGCUCCUCUACUCUCACCUGAGGACAGAGCCUUCCUGGAUGUUGCUGAGCAGGUGUCUCAGGCACUAACCUAUGCCUUACAAGUGGCUAGCACUGAUGGUGGUCUUCAAAGUGAAAACUUUUCAGAAGCUUUAAUUAACACAUUCAGAGUGGUUCUGGAGAGUAUUUCUAAUGAAACCGGAGCUCUACCUCAGGAUGUGGUUAACAAUAUUCUUGACGCUUUCAAUGGUUCCCUUCAGCUGAUCUUACACCCCAAAAUUAGCUAUGCACAAGCUAGGACCCUCACACAGGGAACUAUCCAGAUGGUAGAUGCAGUGAUUCAUACUCUUUUACCAGCGGAGGUAGCUGAGGUGCUGGUUCCCAUUAAAAACAGCAUUUUAUCCUAUCUCAAUAACAUCUCCCAGCCUGCUGGAUUUGAUCAAUGGAAUGAACUCAUUAUGAAUGUGUUAACAGAGCUUCAGAAUUCUCUGCCAUCAAACAACACAGCUCAGCCCAUCAUAUCAACGAUACUCAAGGUCACAGAAAACCUUCUGAGCUCAAAUGAAAGCAACUUGACGAAGGACUGGAUCAUUAACCAACAUCUGACAAUUGCACUUGACAAAAUCUUCCAGGGGAAUGUUAGCUCUGUAGAUCUUGCAGGAGCUGGGGUGAAUCUUGACCAACUUUUGCAAGCCAUGGCUCCUCUACUCUCCCCUGAGGACAGAGCCUUCCUGGAUGUUGCUGAGCAGGUGUCUCAGGCACUAACCUAUGCCUUACAAGUGGCUAGCACUGAUGGUGGUCUCCAAAGUGAAAAUUUUACAGAAGCUGUCAUUAGCACAGUCAGAGUGGUUCUGGAGAGUAUUUCUAAUGAAACUGGAGCUCUACCUCGGGAUGUGAUUAACAAUAUUCUUGGUGCUUUCAACAGUUCCCUUCAGCUUAUCCUAAACUCCAAUAUAAGCUAUGCCCAAGCUAGCACCCUCACACAGGAGACUGUCCAGAUGGUAGAGACAGUGAUUCAUACUCUUUUACCAGCGGAGGCAGUUGUGGUGCUGGUUCCCAUUAAAAACAGCAUUUUAUCCUAUCUGAAUAACAUCUCCCAGCCUGCUGGAUUUGAUCAGUGGAAUGAACUUAUUAUGAAUGUGUUAACAGAGCUUCAGAAUUCUCUGCCAUCUAACAACACGGCUCAGCCCAUCAUAUCAACGAUAAUCAAGGUCACAGAAAACUUUCUGAGCUCAAAUGAAGGCAACUUGACCAGGAACUGGAUCAUUAACCAACAUCUGACAAUUGCACUUGACAAAAUCUUCCAGGGGAAUGUUAGCUCUGUAGAUCUUGCAGGAGCUGGGGUGAAUCUUGAACAACUUUUGCAAGCCAUGGCUCCUCUACUCUCCCCUGAGGACAGAGCCUUCCUGGAUGUUGCUGAGCAGGUGUCUCAGGCACUAACUUAUGCAUCACAUGUGGCUAGCACUGAUGGUGGUCUCCAAAGUGAAAACUUUACAGAAGCUGUCAUUAGCACAGUCAGAGUGGUUCUGGAGAGUAUUUCUAAUGAAACCGGAGCUCUACCUCAGGAUGUGAUUAACAAUAUUCUUGGUGCUUUCAACAGUUCCCUUCAGCUGAUCCUAAACUCCAAUAUGAGCUAUGCCCAAGCUAGCACUCUCACACAGGGGACUAUCCAGAUGGUAGAUGCAGUGAUUCAUACUCUUUUACCAGCCGAGGCAGUUGUGGUGCUGGUUCCCAUUAAAAACAGCAUUUUAUCCUAUCUGAAUAACAUCUCCCAGCCUGCUGGAUUUGAUCAAUGGAAUGAACUCAUUAUGAAUGUGUUAACAGAGCUUCAGAAUUCUCUGCCAUCUAACAACACGGCUCAGCCCAUCAUAUCAAUGAUAAUCAAGGUCACAGAAAACCUUUUGAGCUCAAAUGAAGGCAACUUGACAAAGGACUGGAUCAUUAACCAACAUCUGACAAUUGCACUUGACAAAAUCUUCCAGGGGAAUGUUAGCUCUGUAGAUCUUGCAGGAGCUGGGGUGAAUCUUGAACAACUUUUGCAAGCCAUGGCUCCUCUACUCUCACCUGAGGACAGAGCCUUCCUGGAUGUCGCUGAGCAGGUGUCUCAGGCACUAACCUAUGCCUUACAAGUGGCUAGCACUGAUGGUGGUCUUCAAAGUGAAAACUUUACAGAAGCUUUAAUUAACACAUUCAGAGUGGUUCUGGAGAGUAUUUCUAAUGAAACCGGAGCUCUACCUCAGGAUGUGGUUAACAAUAUUCUUGACGCUUUCAAUGGUUCCCUUCAGCUGAUCUUACACCCCAAAAUUAGCUAUGCACAAGCUAGGACCCUCACACAGGGGACUAUCCAGAUGGUAGAUGCAGUGAUUCAUACUCUUUUACCAGCGGAGGUAGCUGAGGUGCUGGUUCCCAUUAAAAACAGCAUUUUAUCCUAUCUCAAUAACAUCUCCCAGCCUGCUGGAUUUGAUCAGUGGAAUGAACUCAUUAUGAAUGUGUUAACGGAGCUUCAGAAUUCUCUUCCAUCUAACAACACGGCUCAGCCCAUCAUAUCAAUGAUAAUCAAGGCCACAGAAAACCUUCUGAGCUCAAAUGAGGGAAACUUGACCAGGAACUGGAUCAUUAACCAACAUCUGACAAUUGCACUUGACAAAAUCUUCCAGGGGAAUGUUAGCUCUGUAGAUCUUGCAGGAGCUGGGGUGAAUCUUGACCAACUUUUGCAAGCCAUGGCUCCUCUACUCUCACCUGAGGACAGAGCCUUCCUGGAUGUUGCUGAGCAGGUGUCUCAGGCACUAACUUAUGCAUCACAUGUGGCUAGCACUGAUGGUGGUCUCCAAAGUGAAAACUUUACAGAAGCUGUCAUUAGCACAUUCAGAGUGGUUCUGGAGAGUAUUUCUAAUGAAACUGGAGCUCUACCUCGGGAUGUGAUUAACAAUAUUCUUGGUGCUUUUAAUGGUUCACUUCAGCUGAUACUUAACCCCAAUAUAUAUUACAUGCAAGCUAACCACCUCACACAGGAGACUGUCCAGAUGCUAGGGGGAGCUAUUCAUGGCCUUUUGCCAGCAGAGGUGGCUGAGGUGUUGGUUCCCAUGAAAAACAGCAUUUUAGCAUAUUUGCAGACCAUCUCCCAAUCUUCUGGACCUAACAAAUUGAAUGAAGUCAUUGUGAAUAUGAUGAGAAAGCUUCAGAAUUCACUGCCAUCAAACAACACAGCUCAGCCCAUCAUAUCUGUGAUUCUUAAGGUCACUGAAUAUCUUCUAAACUCAAAUGAAGAAUAUACAAACAUGUGGCACAACCUAGGAAACUUCAGUCUUGGCAGCCUAAAUGAAAUAACAGAACAGCUUGCAGUCUUUCUGGGCUCUAUGUCACCAUUCAUGAAUGAGUCCGCCCAGACUGUUACAGAAUCUGUAGGCGUUCUGGUCCAGAUCCUUUCAGGGAGUCCUGACCAGCUGACCUUUGACAAGUUGGAGGACAUGUUGGCUGCUUUGUUUUCAACCUUCAAAGGUACUCCUAUGUGGGAUUCAUUGCCGUCUGUCAUUUCCACAAUUCACCAAGCCAUUGUCAACAGUUCUCACAACAUGCAGACACAAACAGAGCUCCUCUAUGUCCUCCAGGAGCCAAUGUCCAACCUCUUGUCUGCCAUUUUUCAUGUUAUGAACACAAGCAAUUUCACUUCUCAGUCCUUUGUUGGUGGAUUGCCACAGGCCCUUGUGUCAACUGCAGAAGCUGCUCUGCAGGCUGGUUUGGGGGGUCAGAGUCUGAACUGCAGCUACAUGCAGCAAAUAUGGCAAGAUGUCAGAGCUGGUGCUGGAAGUGAAGACACUGUUGCUUUGUGGUGUAACAUCAGCCUGCUGCCAGUCAUAGCAGCCUUUGAUAAACCAGCUCCAGACUUUAAUAUGACGGAAAUGGCAAUGAACCCUCUAUGGAUAAACGCCACUGCAGGAAUGAUGGCAGAGUCACUGGAGACUUUCUAUGAAGUGAUCGUGAACAGUACCUUUGCUAGCAAUCACCUUACAGAAGUCCUGUUGCAUUACACAUCAAUGCUAUCCAACCUCUCAGUGCUAGAAAUAACAAACCAGACUGACUGGAAUGUCCAGCUCUUCCAGAUGCAGCUCUACCAAAGCCUCUCCUCAAUACAAAUGGCUCUGGAUCAAAUUAAGAGAGAAGCUCCCUUGAUGACGCCAUACAUCGAGGCAGCUGGAAAAACUAUAGAGGUCAUCCUCCAGAAUUUCUAUCUGCUCCAGAACUCAACUGCAAGCCCUCAGAUCAUCAUGCAGGCUCUGGAGAUCACGCUCACUGGAAUGAAUUUUACAAAGGAAACCAUUAAUUAUAUCCUGAGUGGAGACAUAUUUAUGAACCCAAAUGGAAGCACAGUUGACAGCUUAAUAAAAGAGGUUAUCCAGCAAAUCAUUGGUACGGGAUUACUGGGAGACUGGCCUACCCUUUAUGGAGUAAUGCAGCAAAUUCUGUAUUUGGAAGAUACAAGUGGCACCUUAUGGAAAACUGUUGAAUUUUUCAACUGGCUGUACAAUACUCAAGAAACUGGGCUAAGUUUUGUCUUGGAGAUCCUGCGCAAGUUAUACGAGAUAGUAAGAGAUGCCCUAACCAAGAUGCCACUGCCGUGCUUCUCAGAAACCUUUAUUGACCUUUUUGGGAAUGUUUUGUACAUGCUGAAACAGAUCAAACUAACCAGUGACCUCUUCAACCCUGUGGAACAAUAUCUAAGCCCACUCAAAAUGGAAAUUGCUCGGGGACAGAACCUGCAAGGUCUUGUGUCCAACACAAGAAAUGCCAGAAGAAUUGCUAGGGAAGUACAGAGAGAGCCAGUGGAUGACUUCCUUGAUCUUCUCGACAUUGACUACCAAGCCUUGCUUAAAGUUCUUUCCAUUCCACCCACCUCGACUGAAAUUAUGGAGACUAUCCAUGUUUUCUUUGCAAAUCCAGAUUUGGGUGUCAUCCUGAAGGGUUAUCUGAAAGAAAUGACUGGGGGCACAAGUCAGGAGGAAACCAUUGACACAGCUCUGAAUGUGCUGUCAUACUUGACACUCCCUAGCAAUGGGCAGCAGUUUUUGGAGAUGUUCAUGGACAUCGGUAGUGAAGGAUGGAGAGUGCAGGACCUUGAUAAAGUAGAGAAACUUGCCGAGAGCCUAGGAAGAACAAUUGACAUGGCCAUGGUGCUAUCCGACCAGCCGCCUCUGAACAUUCCUCAAAGAAUCGAGCACAUGGCCCAACAACUUCAAGCUUCAGUGUCAAAUAUCAUCUCACAGGAUGGAAAUAGCACCAACACUGCGAUCCAAUUCCUUACGGCGCUCAACAGCAUCCUUACCGAGAACUUUGAAGAAAGCAAGGACAUCAGCCCUCAGGUCACUGGCAUUCUUCAAAACAUAAUUGGCUCAUUUUCCAGUCCAGGGUCGCAGAUGAGCAUAGAAUCCUAUUUGGCAGCCGUUGAUCAAACUGCAGAAGCCUUCACCCCACUUCUCUCUGGAGAGGUAGCUGUUUAUUUCAACAUAUCUGGACAAAUGAUGCAAGCCUUUGCAUUGCUCGAGGCAUAUCCCGGAGACAUAGAAAAAGUCAUGAUGUCCACCAGCAAGAUUUCUAACUCCCUAAACCGUGUUCUUGCCCUCUUAAAUAUUACAACUCUUCCAAAUGGACAAUAUGUUCAAGAGGUCACCCAUCCCCUCAUCCUUAGCAGUGCUAUGGCCACCCACAUCCUAUUCAACCUCUCCAUGUCAAACUAUAGCCUGAGCAGCAAUGCUGAGAGGGAGAUGCUUUUGACCCAAACCUUCAAUCAGAUGGUUGUCGUUCUCCCCACGGAAACACACAUGUACCUCUUUUCUAUCCAAUCGGCUCUAUUCACUGCCCUCUCGAAAGUAUCCAGCACUGCAGAAAUCACAUCCCAAUUCCCUGAAAUCUCCCAGCUGGUUACACAGUCUCUUCUUAACUCGCUAAACAUUACUCAUGAUCCGACAUCCACGCAUAUGACUCCAGAUGGCCUUGUUUACAUUUUGAUGACCGUGUCCAAUCAAGUGUCUAUGAGUCUCUACAAGGGCCUUAUGUUAUCCGGUUCCCCUGUCCAAAUCUCACAAGCAGUGAACUCUUUAAGUGAGGUUGGAUCUUCCAUAUACUCGAUAAUGCCUGUCGAGGGACAGCCAUACAUCAAUAUCACACUCAACCUAAUGGAGACAAUAUCUUCUGUUCUUAAUGACACAAGCACCUUUGGGGAUGUCAGUGGGGCUGUAUCACAAGUAGUAAGUUCUGUCAACAGCCUUCUGGCCAUGGUGCACCACAUGAACACAAACUCCUCCAGCAGCAUUAUAAGUGACCUAGAGCGGACCCUUAAAACAAUCCUAAUGAUCAUCCAAACAGACCAAAGCCCUCUCACCCAAACAGCUGAUAUUACCCAGCAGCUACUGCACACCAUCCAAAAUUUCAUCUCACUGGGCAAUAGCAGCAGUCUUGAGUCUGAACUCCCCAAAAUGGUGCUGGGGGCUUCUAGCAUGAAUAUCGGCCAUCUGCUGAGGAUCAAUGACACUAACUGGACUGACAAGCUGCCUGUGCUGUUGACAAACCUCGCUAAUAGCCUUCCAGAAGACCUGCAGUAUUCUCCUCUUAUUAAGUCCAUCAUGAGAAGUCUGGCCAACGAAUCCCAAGAAAAUCUGCAUCUUCUACAGCAAGUGCUAAACACCACCUUUGAAUUAGGCUCAACCAACUCAGUGAAUGAAAGUUCGGACAAAAUACUAGACCACUUGUUAACUAAGGUGUGUGCUCUGGAAAACAUGGCCACUGUGCAGCUGAUCACCAGUUUUCUUCCUCUGGGCCCCAGACUGCUAUGCGACACUGUUGUUCCCACAAUCCAGGCUUUCCAUGUGCUAACAACCAACCUGGUGAACCAAAGCACCGACAUCUAUGAUCUGAUUUUCCAGACUUUUGUUGGAGACCCUAGCACCUACAACACUGAAGUGGACUGGACAUCCAUUCUCUCUGAAAUUGUGGGCUUCAACGUCUCAACUCUGAAAACUCUGAAUAUCAAUAUAACAUCUCCGGCUGAAGUGAAAGUUUUUGAGCUGCUGAAAAAUGUCACACUGUUUGUUGAGGAUGUCGAGCGGUAUACCAGCUUUCCCCCUCGCAUUCUUCAGGCCCUAUUAGAUUACCCUCUACCCAGAAACAACAUACAGAUCUUUGCAUGGUUGGCAAACCUUCGCCAGUGCUCAGACCCCUCGUCUUUGCAACUGGACCCUACAGGGCAGGAGAUCUUCAGCACCUUCUGUAAUCUGACACAUGAAUGGUACAGCAUCACGGUUAUCUUUCUUCGUCAUGUGGACACGAAGGCGGCUUUAUUCAGGCUGGUGUUGUCCAAAGAAAUUCAGGAUUUGGUGGGAAUCAUGCUAGAGCUGGUGAAGUUUUUGACGGACAUAAUGCACAAACUGGUUCCUGCCAUUAAUAAACUCCAGGAAUACCUGACAAACAUAGGAGAACUAAACCUGGUGGCCAACCAAGAGUUCCACAGUCUGGUGAGGGGAAAGCGGUCCACCAUGUCCAGCAGGGCCACCUUUAGUACCAUCGCUCGUGCCUUGUGCAAAAACGGCAUCCUGACUCUGUUUGCCAUCGCGAAAGUCCCUAUAGUUACCGAGACUGAUCCUUCCGUCCAGACGGACCACAAGAGAGAAGAGCUGAUUGAGAAGUUCAAAAUCCCUCAAGAUGCUAGUCCCUUUUGUAUGAACCUCUACUUGGAUAUGGUGAACACUACGGGCGGCGCGGUGGCCUGGGCAUUCCUCAAACCCAUGCUGUUGGGACAGGUCCUGUACUCACCAGACACACCAGUGACGAGAGAGAUCAUGACAAAGUCAAAUUCUACACUGCACCAGUUUGGUGAUCUAAAGCUUUAUGCGUCCGAGUGGAUAGAGUCAUCCUCAUAUGUGAUGCAGUCUGCUGACAUCCUGACAAAAACCUUGCCGAUACUUCAGAAUUCUCUGCGCAAUCCCUUUGUCCAAAACUUCAUUCAGACUCAGACCGGCAUUGAUGUUGCACAAAUGAGCUCAACUCUCAGCCAGUUCUCAAACAUGACAGUCCUUUUAGAGAAAAACAAGUUUAUCAUGGAGCAGAUCACCACCCUCUCCAUGCUGAUGUUGAACCUUUCCUCAUGUGUCAACUUCGACCGCUACCGAGCUUUCAACUCCACAGAUGAACUCGACAGGCAGGCAGAGAGACUGGCUCAAAACCGCGAGCUCUACGCCAGCAUUAUUUUCAAACUUCCUGAGGAGACCUCCAGCAGCCUGCCCCCCAACAUCGACUACACCAUUCGAAUGAACAUUGAGAAUGUGAUGCGCACCGACCGUGCAAGGAAUCCCUUCUGGGUGAAAGAUUCCUUCAUUUCGUCAACGAAGAACCAGCGGUACAACCGAGGCUUUGUGUACCUGCAGGAGAGCAUCGAGAGAGCCAUCAUCGAAAUGCAGACGGGUAAAGCUAUGGAUGGGCCCGCGGUCCAGAUGCAGGCGUUCCCUUAUCCCUGCUUCUACAAGGAUGAGUAUCUCAACAGCCUCUCUUUUGCCUUCCCAAUGGCACUCAUGACCUGCUGGGUGCUGUUUGUUGCCCACUUUGUGAAGAAACUCGUCCACGAGAGAGAACUGCGACUGCAUGAGUACAUGAAAAUGAUGGGGGUCAAUCCCAUCAGCCACUUCUUUGCCUGGUUAAUUGAAAGUGCUGUGUUCUUGCUGGUGACCGUCAUCAUCCUCACCAUCAUUUUGAAGGCUGGCGGCAUCCUUCCUCACAGCGAUGGCUUCGUUCUCUUCCUCUACCUUAGUGACUAUGGCUUCAGCGUCCUUGCAAUCAGCUUCCUGGUCAGCUCCUUCUUCGAUAAGACCAACAUCGCCGGGCUGAGCGGCAGCCUUAUCUAUGUCAUCUGUUUCUUCCCCUUCAUCGUGCUGAUCCACUUGGAGGACAAUCUUUCCUUCAGUCUGAAGAGCGCUCUGAGCCUCUUUUCUCCGACAUGCUUCAGUUAUGCCAGCCAGUAUAUCUCCCGCUAUGAAAAACAGGAAGAAGGCAUCCAGUGGAGCAACAUGUAUAUCUCUCCUCUGGCUGGUGACACUUCCUCCUUCGGUUGGCUCUGCUGGCUGCUCCUCAUUGACUCAGUAGUAUAUUUUAUCAUUGGGAUUUACAUCCGCAUGGUCUUCCCAGGAAAGUAUGGCAUUGGUCUUCCGUGGUACUUCCCAGUGACUCGGUCCUUCUGGAAAGAUAUGUUCAGCUGCUGUAGCAGAACACCACAGAAAAUAGGCAGAGGCUUGCUCUUUACCAACAUGAUGCAAGAGCAAAACAGCACUAACAAGGGCAAAGGUAAAAGUAGCUUGGCGGAGAAUGGAGAAGACGAUUUCUCAGGAUUGCCUGUUGGAGUCUCACUGUAUGGCCUGACAAAGACCUACGACAGCCGGCAUGCUGUAGACAACCUGAACCUCUCUUUCUAUGAGGGACAUGUCACCUCUCUGCUGGGUCACAAUGGAGCUGGAAAAACCACCACUAUGUCACUUCUGACUGGGUUGUUUGCACCAACCAGUGGCACCAUCGAGGUGUAUGGGAUGGAUAUGCAGACAUCCAUAGAUGAUGUGCGUAAGGAGAUGGGCGUUUGCAUGCAGUAUGAUGUCCUGUUCGAUCACCUUACCACAAAGGAACAUCUGCUGCUAUAUGCUCAGAUCAAAGCUCCCCACUUGACCAAACAGGAAGUGAAUGAACAAGUGCGAAGAAUCCUAAUGGAGACAGACAUGCAUUCCCACCGGCACAAGCGUGUCGGCACCCUGUCAGGAGGUAUGAAGAGGAAGCUAUCCAUCUCCAUUGCCUUCAUUGGAGGUUCGCGGCUGGUGGUGCUAGAUGAGCCGACCACCGGGGUGGAUCCCUGUUCCCGACGCAGCAUCUGGGACAUUGUCCUUCAGCACAAGCAAGAGCGUACCAUCAUUCUUUCCACCCAUCACCUGGAUGAGGCUGAAGUUCUCAGUGACCGCAUCGCCUUCCUGGAGCGCGGAGGCCUCAAGUGCUGUGGUUCACCCUUCUACCUCAAAGACAAGCUGGCUAAGGGCUACAACCUCACCCUCACAAAGAAGGUUCAGACUCCUGAUUCAAACGAAAAGUUGAACAUUGAAGAACUCAGGGCUUUCAUUCAAUCCUACCUGCCUGACGCUCAGCAGAAGGAGGGAGAGGUGGGCGAUUUGGUCUUCGCCCUCCCACCGUACACCCCCCAGAACGCAGCUGCAUACCACUCUCUGCUCACCGGUCUGGAUCAGAACCUGGACAAGCUUCAGCUCGGCUGCUAUGGCAUUUCUGACACCACUCUGGAAGAGGUGUUCUUGCAGUUGACUCGAGACAACAUGGAGCCUACAGAAAGUGAAACCUGGUCUGUAUCGGAGUCUGUGAUUGCGAAUGACAUGUUUGCGUCAAGAGACAGCAUUCCUGAUGAUCUCAACAACACGUACCUCGGAGACAAAGCCAGCCUCACUGGGACCUCAAACGUGCGUGGGCUUGCUUUGACUGCACAGCGGGUUAAGGCUAUGUUGCUGAAACGCGUGCACCACUCCAGGAGGGACUGGAAGGGUCUGUUCUCCCAGGUGCUGUUGCCUGUACUCUUUGUAAUUGCUGCCAUGGGCCUGGGCUCCAUCAAGAGCGAUCUUCAGCACUUUCCUAAGAUUGUGCUCUCUCCUGCACUGUACCACAUUGAUGAUCAGUAUACCUUCUUCAGCAAUCAGAAUCCCGCUGCCAGUGGUCUUGUAGAUUCCAUGAUGUCCUAUCCAGGCGUUGACCACGUCUGCGUCAGAGACCCCACAGAUUCGGUUUGCAAAGAGAGACCUACUGUAGGAAGUGAGACAUGGAUCUCCAGAGGCAACAGCUCUGCAACAUUUACCACCUGCAAGUGUAGCAACCAAGUGCAGUCAUGUCCUGCAUUAGUUUACGACCCACCUCACAAAAGAAAUCCAUCAUCCCAGAUUGUCUACAACCUGACAGGCAUCAACACAGAGGACUACCUGCUGGUCACUGCCAAUGACUUCAUCAGAAACAGAUAUGGAGGCUGGGACUUUGGAAAGUCUCUUCCCAUUGAUCUUAAGAUGGACAUGUUAGAUGUGCCAGAGAACAGAACCCUUAGUAAGGUUUGGUAUAAUCCAGAAGGUCACCACACCAUGCCUGCCUACCUCAACAGCCUUAACAACUUUAUCCUGAGAUCCAGCUUGCCACCAGAGAAACGACAAAAAUAUACCAUCUCCAUAUCCAGCCACCCUUACCCUGGCCAAGUGCAAGACGAGGAUGUCAUGGUGGGUGGUUUGGUCAGCAUCCUGGUUGCGCUCUGUGUCCUCACUGGAUACUCUAUCAUGACUGCCAGCUUUGUCAUCUAUGAGGUUCACGAACAUCACACAGGCUCCAAGAGACUCCAGCAGAUCUCUGGCAUCAGCGAACCUUUUUACUGGAUCAUCAACUUCUUCUAUGAUAUGACUCUUUACAUGAUUCCCGUGGUCCUCUCGGUGGCGAUGAUAGCAGCGUUCCAGCUCCCAGCGUUCACAGAAAGGCAGAACCUCGGCGCGGUCACACUUCUGCUGGUGCUAUUUGGCUUCUCCACCUUCCCUUGGAUGUACCUUCUGUCUGCGGUAUUUAAGGAUACAGAGAUGGCCUUCAUCGGUUAUGUUUGCAUCAAUCUCUUCAUCAGUGUCAACACCAUCAUCUCCACUUCCAUUCUCUACUUCCUGGGUCAGCUCAACCAGAAUGACCAGAGCAUCCAGGAUGUGUACCGUACCAUGAGCAACAUAUUCCUAGUUUUCCCUCAGUUCAGCUUUGGCAAUGGUUUGAUGGAAUUGGCACGGGUUGACAUGCAGGUGCAGAUCUUGAGCGCUUUUGGAGUGGACGCCUACAAGAACCCCUUCAACUUGGACGUUCUGGGCUGGAUGUUCAUCUCCAUGUUCCUGCAGGGUGUCAUCUGCUUCACGCUUCGCCUGCUACUUAACAAGACGCUCCUGCGCAAAGUCAGAUGCUGGAAGAAGAACGUUUUUCAGAGCUAUAGCCCCAAUGAGGAUGAAGAUGUUCUGGCUGAACGUUUGCGUGUGGACCGGGGGGAUGCUAGUGCCGAUAUUCUGCAGGUCAAUCGUCUGACUAAGGUGUACCAAAGCCUGAACAAGAGGGUACAGGCGGUGAAGAGUCUGUCAGUGGGCAUCCCAGCUGGCGAGUGCUUUGGAUUGCUGGGAGUCAAUGGUGCAGGAAAGACGACUACCUUCAAGAUGCUGACAGGAGACGUUAGCCCCACCGAUGGAUCAGCCAAGAUCCGUGACAUUGACGGGAGAAUGGUUGACAUCAUAGACUGCAGGAGAGAGGGCAUUAACAUUGGUUACUGCCCUCAGGUGGAUGCACUGGAUGACCUCCUGACUGGAGAAGAGCAUCUCUAUUUUUACGCCCGCAUCAGGGGCAUCUCCAAGAGGGAGAUUGACCGGGUUGUGAACUAUCUGUUGAAAAAGUUGGAGCUGGAUUACCACAGACACAACACAAGUGAGAGCUACAGUUGUGGAACACGCCGGAAGCUGUCGACAGCCUUGGCCCUGAUCGGAAACCCUCAGAUCCUUCUCCUGGAUGAACCCAGCUCUGGAAUGGACCCACGUUCCAAACGUCAUCUUUGGAAGAUCAUCUCUGAGCAAGUGAUGGGCAAAUGUGCUGUGGUCCUGACAUCACACAGCAUGGAGGAGUGUGAGGCCCUUUGCACCCGUCUGGCUAUAAUGGUAAAAGGACAGUUCAGAUGUCUCGGCUCCCUACAGCACAUCAAGAACAGGUUUGGGAAAGGAUUCACAGUUAAGAUGUACUUAGCUGGAGCCUCCUGUGAUGUAGAUAUGAUCAGUAACUUCAUGCAGCAGAAUUUCCCCAGCACGUUCCUGAAGGAUCAUCACUCAAAUAUGGUGGAGUACCAUGUACCUGUUGCUCCUGGUGGUGUGGCUUCAAUCUUUGGUCUGUUAGAGUCCAAUAAAGCUGUACUGCAAAUCAAACACUUCUCAGUCAGCCAGACUACUCUGGAUGAGGUUUUCAUUAACUUUGCCAUGGCGAAGACGGACACAGACGAACAGGAAGCCACUGAAGGAACGGACAUUGACAGUCUAGACUCGUACAAUGCUUUGGACCGAUGAAAUAUUUGCACAUUAUACCAUUCAAUGAACCUCAGAAAAAAUACAUUAAUUUAAUAUGUAAGAAAUCUUUUAUAGGCUAUAUCAUAUUUUAGUGUUGUGAUUUUUAUGAAAGUCAAAAAGUAUCUAUUUUGCCUUGAAUAAUGAAGUGGCCAAAUACAUUAUGGAUAAUCAUUGAGGAUUUAUAUGAAUAUUAUGAGUUAUAGGCUGAUAUGCUGAAAGUCUGCAUUAGUUUACAUAGUAUGAUGCAAUUCAUUAGUCUUUAAUUUGUGAAGUACACUGCUGCUUUCAAAGAAAAUGAAAUCAUUUAUUUACUAAAUUGUUUGAAAUUUUAUUAGCUCUACCAGAUAUAUAUAUAUAUCAUGUAUCAAAAGAUAAAUAAUUCACAUAAACAACCAACAAUGUGUUACUCAACGGAGAAUUAAAUAUGCAUGCAGAGUGAAGAGUCCAUCCUCUUAAAUUGCUGGCUGCAUCGAUGCAGCUCCUUUCUUGGGUUGAUAUAAAUCACAAAGACCUUUUUGGCUUCAAGGUAUAACUGAUUCCUCAAUGUCUGCACAUCUUCAAUCUCAUUAAUAUUUUCUCUGAAGGCACAUCUCUUGUGCAAGAAUGUACUAAAUAUUUCAUUGGCCUUUUCCUCUGUCUGCUUCAAGGCAAGGUUCCUCUUUUAAAAUUGUACCAAGCUUAUUUUUACAUUAAAGCUAUUUUUC